This is a messenger RNA of Peromyscus eremicus (cactus mouse), 2086 nucleotides long. It is a transcript of the gene Slc39a8, whose product is annotated as solute carrier family 39 member 8. Gene Ontology annotation, biological process: zinc ion import across plasma membrane; intracellular zinc ion homeostasis. Gene Ontology annotation, molecular function: zinc ion transmembrane transporter activity. Bases 313 to 1701 code for a protein of 462 amino acids. The record is from RefSeq and is a predicted model, not a curated record. NCBI's taxonomy places the organism in Eukaryota, Metazoa, Chordata, Mammalia, Rodentia, Cricetidae. Gene Ontology annotation, cellular component: membrane. The transcript has 9 exons.
GAGAGAGAGAGAGAGAGAGAGAGAGAGAGAGAGAGAGAGAGAGAGAAAUAUAUUUUGAACCUCAGAGACCGACAUAGACCGAGAGGCUCCGCAGGAGGCCUGGAGGGGCCACGCUGCCUAUCGCCUCCUGGCUGUGCUAGCUCUUCAAUGCCCUGAAGGUCUGGAGCUGCAGAGGACCCGGGACACGGAGUGUCUUGCUAACUGGGCCAGGCAGUGACGCGAGACCGUCGGCCCUCCCACCCCAAGGGCACUGACAUCAGGGCACCCACGCGGGUCCCUGCAUCCGCCGGCUCCGGUGCUGUGCGCUCCACGAUGACUCCCGGCCGGGCAGUGGCCGGGCUGCUGCUGCUGGCGGCCACCGGCCUAGGACACCCCGCCGAGGGACCCGAGCUCGCCUUCAGUGAGGACGUGUUAAGAGUGUUCGGCGCCAACCAGAGUCUGUCCGCCGAGCAGCUGGGGCGCCUGCUGGAGCGGCUGGGGGCUGCACCCCACCAGGGAGCUUUGGAGCUGGGGCAGCUGCACUUCAACCAGUGUUUGUCAGCAGAAGACAUCUUUUCUCUUCAUGGCUUCUCAAAUGCUACCCAGAUAACCAGCUCGAACUUCUCCGCCAUCUGCCCUGCGAUCUUACAGCAGCUGAAUUUUCAUCCCUGUGAGGAUCAGCAGAAGCACAGUGCAAAGCCGAGUCUUUCUGAAGUCUGGAGCUAUGGAAUCCUGUCGGUGACAAUUAUUAAUUUGGCAUCUCUCCUGGGACUGAUUUUGACCCCAUUGAUAAAGAAGUCAUACUUCCCCAAGAUUUUGACUUAUUUUGUGGGGUUGGCUAUCGGGACCCUUUUCUCAAAUGCCAUUUUCCAGCUUAUUCCAGAGGCGUUUGGAUUUAAUCCCAAAGUUGACAAUUAUGUUGAGAAGGCAGUUGCUGUGUUUGGUGGAUUUUACAUGCUUUUCUUUGUUGAAAGGACGCUUAAGAUGCUACUGAAAACAUAUGGACAGAAUGACCAUACCCACUUCGGGAAUGAUGACUUUGGUUCUAAAGAAAAAACCCAUCAACCCAAAACACUACCAUUACCCGCAAUCAAUGGUGUGACAUGCUAUGCCAACCCUGCGGUCACAGAGCCUAAUGGACAUAUCCACUUUGACACUGUCAGUGUAGUGUCCCUCCAGGAUGGAAAAACGGAGUCAAGUUCAUGUACCUGUUUGAAGGGGCCCAAACUGUCAGAGAUAGGAACAAUUGCCUGGAUGAUCACGCUCUGUGAUGCCCUUCACAAUUUCAUUGAUGGCUUGGCAAUCGGGGCGUCCUGUACUUUGUCUCUUCUUCAGGGACUUAGUACUUCCAUAGCGAUCCUGUGUGAGGAGUUUCCUCAUGAGUUAGGGGACUUUGUGAUCUUGCUCAAUGCAGGGAUGAGCACUCGACAAGCCUUACUAUUCAACUUCCUUUCUGCGUGUUCCUGCUAUGUUGGGCUAGCUUUUGGCAUUUUGGUGGGCAACAAUUUUGCUCCGAAUAUUAUAUUUGCACUCGCUGGAGGCAUGUUUCUCUACAUUUCUCUGGCAGAUAUGUUUCCAGAGAUGAACGACAUGCUGAGAGAAAAAGUAACUGGAAGAAAAACGGAUUUCACCUUCUUCAUGAUCCAGAACGCCGGGAUGUUAACUGGAUUCACCGCCAUCCUGCUCAUCACCUUGUAUGCAGGAGAAAUCGAAUUGCAGUAGUCAGAAGUGGAACAUAGUGUUAAUGAAGGAAGGCAUUUAAUAAGCAAUAAAACAAAACAUCUCCAAAGGGAUUUUUUUUUAAAGCGUAUCCUAUUUAGUUAAAAGAGAUUUUUAUUUUCAACUAGAAGCUAAGGAAUCUAGUGACUGGUUUCAGACACAUAAAAUAGGUGAAAUUUGUUGUUAAAAAAUUCUUUAAAAGGUUUUCGGUUUCAGUCUGAAAUGGCUGGCAUGUGUGGGCCUUUGGUAAAUACCUGUUUUUCAGUGUUUUAUGCAUAUUAGAAAGUUAUCAUGAGGCAAAACACAUGCAUUCACAAGCAGACACACAGACCCAGAGAAAAACACAAUCUCGAUCACGUAAGACUUUAAAAUUUGGUCAGAUAAAAAA